AUGGAGCGUCGUGACAUCAAAUUCCCCACUCUGGACGGGCUUACCCUGCGCGGAUGGCUGUACCCGGGAGUAAAGGGUGGCCCGGCCGUGAUCCUCCACAACGGUGUAAGUGUACUCGUUGCCCCGGCCUCUUCCGUCAUCUCAGUCCUAUUGACACUGCCCGUCAAGUUUAACUACCCCAAAGAGCUCAUUCUCAACCCUGUAGCAGCAUGGUUUCAACACCAUGGCCUGACAGUCCUCGUCUAUGAUCCCCGCACUGUUGGCGAAAGUGAUGGCGAGCCCCGAAGCGACCUCGACCAGCGCAAGCUCAUUGAAGACAUGCAUGACGCUGUCACUUUCUUGAAGACUUUUGAGUGGAUUGACUCCAAGCGCAUUGCUCUCUGGGGUUUCUUCUGGAGCGGAACUCAAGUUCUCGAGGCAGCGGCCGUGGACAAACGUGUGGCUGCCGUCGUCUCCAUUGGACCUGUGCUGGACUGGACCCUCGAUCCCACACUGGGGCCUCCCAUGAUGGCGCUGGCAAUGAAGGACCGUGAAGCUCGAGUUCGGGGAGAGCCACCUAUUUACAUACCCUUCUAUAAGGAAGAAGGCGAGCACUUCAUGAUUUUCAAGGCUUUCACAGACCUCAGCCUCGAGCAGCGGACCAUGGUGGCCGGUAUGGUCGAAGGUGCCAAGGGGCAGGCUCCAAGAUUUGCAGACAACGUUACCGUGCAGACUCUCUAUCGGAUCGCCAAUUGGUCUCCUUUCUCACGCUUCACCGCCUUAGGGACGACACCUGUCAUGCUGGUGAUACCUGAGAUUGACGAGCUCUCUGCACCCGUGUUGCAGCACAAAACCUUCGAGACUUUCUCAGACCCCAAGGUCUUGGAGGUUGCGAAAGGGAAAGGGCAUUUCAACUACUGGCAUGAUGCUAAUCUGGAUCAACUGCUGGAUGGGCAAUUGAAAUUCUUGAAAAGAUAUCUGAGUUUCUAA
Molecule: messenger RNA, 969 nt
Organism: Thyridium curvatum
Lineage: Eukaryota; Fungi; Ascomycota; Sordariomycetes; Thyridiales; Thyridiaceae
Exons: 2
Coding region: 1-969 (322 amino acids)
Molecular function (GO): hydrolase activity
Source: RefSeq, a predicted model, not a curated record